UUUCAAAUCAACAUUAUUGUUUGUCAAACAAGUUAUGAUCAUCAACCCAAACACUUUGAAAUUCACAAGACAAAUUUUCCCUUUUCUUCAAAAACAAAAAAGCACUCACUAAGGAGAAAUAGUAACUAUUAAGCAAUUGUUUGGUAAUUUAUCAAAUGUAAUCCAAGUCAAUGGCGCUUUACAGGCACUUCCACUUAACAAUUUACACCAUUCCACUCAUUUUUAAGCCCCAAUUUGUUUGUUUCCAAGUCAUUGCUGCAUUUCAACACACAAAAAAGACCAAAAUUGUUAUCAAAGCCACAAAGAGAAGUCUGGGUGAUUUUUUUUUUUUUUGCUUCCAUUUUGUGGAAUAUAUGAAGGGAUCUUUGCUCAAUAGUUUAAAGAUCUUCGUCUUUGUUUUAGCCUGGAUGUUUUUCCCAGGACUUGUACUAUCAGCUAUUUCCGAAGAUGACAUGAAGUGCCUUGAAGGUGUCAAGAACUCUCUAAAAGACCCAGAUGGGAAAUUAAGCUCUUGGACUUUCAACAAUAAUUCAAUAGGUUUUAUCUGCAAAUUUGUUGGAGUUUCUUGCUGGAAUGAACGAGAAAAUCGCCUGUUAAGCCUUGGACUUCGUGAUAUGAAGCUUUCAGGACAGUUACCUCAAUCUUUACAGUACUGUCGUAGUUUGCAAAGUUUAGACCUGUCAGCUAACAAGCUUUCUGGAUCGAUCCCUACACAGAUAUGUUCUUGGUUACCUUAUUUAGUGACCCUUGAUCUAUCUAGCAAUGAUCUAUCAGGUACCAUCCCUCCUGAGUUAUCAUACUGUGCUUAUUUGAAUAAUUUGAAACUAUCAAAUAAUAGACUUUCAGGGUCAAUUCCAUAUCAAUUAUCUGGUUUAGAUAGGCUGAAAAAGUUUUCAGUAGCAGAUAAUGAUCUUUCAGGUGCUAUUCCUUCAUCUUUUGAGAAUUUUGGUAAGGCGGAUUUUGUUGGGAACAAUGGUCUUUGUGGAGGUCCUCUUAGAAAGUGUGGGGGUUUGAGUAAGAAGAAUUUAGCGAUUAUAAUUGCAGCUGGGGUUUUUGGUGCUGCUGGUUCAAUGUUGUUGGGGUUUGGGGUUUGGUGGUGGCAGCAUUUGAGAUGGAUCAAGAGGAAGAAGAAAGGGUAUAUUGGAGGAUCUAGUGAUAGUAAUUGGGCUGAGAGAUUGAGAGCUCAUAAAUUGACUCAAGUUUCAUUGUUUCAAAAGCCACUUGUGAAACUUAAGUUGGGUGAUUUAAUGGCUGCCACAAACAAUUUCAAUGCAGAAAACAUAUUAGUUUCAACCAGGAUGGGAACUACAUACAAAGCAAUGCUUCCUGAUGGAUCAGCCCUAGCAAUCAAGAGACUUACAACUUGUGAACUUAGUGAGAAACAGUUUCAUUGGGAGAUGAAUAGAUUAGGCCAACUUAGGCAUCCAAAUUUAACUCCCCUUUUGGGAUUUUGUGUUGUGGAAGAUGAAAAACUACUUGUUUAUAAACAUAUGUCCAAUGGGACUCUUUAUUCUUUGUUGCAUGGUAGGGGUGGUGACAUAGAUUGGCCAACUAGGUUCAAGAUUGGUUUGGGUGCAGCAAGGGGCCUAGCUUGGUUACACCAUGGAUGUCAUCCUCCAUUUCUGCAGCAGAACAUCUGCUCCAAUGUGAUUCUCGUCGACGAGGACUUGGAUGCUCGGUUAAUGGACUUUGGAUUAGCAGGGCUCAUGACUUCAUCAGAUGUUAAUGAGACUAGUUUUAUGAAAUCGGAUAUAGGCGAAUUCGGUUACAUAGCACCAGAGUAUUCAAGCACGAUGGUUGCUUCACUUAAAGGCGAUGUCUACGGAUUCGGUGUCGUUCUUCUCGAAUUGGUAACUAGGCAAAAACCACUACAAGUCAAUACAGGUGAAGAAGGAUUCAAAGGUCAUUUGGUGGAUUGGAUAAAUCAUCUAUCGAACUCGGGAAGAAUCGAGGACGCCAUUGACAAGGAUGUUAUCAGAAAAGGCCAUGAUGAGCAAAUCUCAGAGUUGCUCAAAAUUGCAUGUAAUUGUGUGGUUGCUCGGCCAAAGGAUAGAUGGUCAAUGUUCCAGGUUUAUCAGUCAUUGAAAACCAUGGGUGAGGAAAAUGGUUUCUCGGAAAUGGAUGAUGAUGAUUUCCCUCUGAUUUUCACUAAGCAAGAUACUGAAUCAAUGUAGGACAUGUUAAUGCAUAUCUAAAGGCUUUUGAUGUUAAUUCGAUUGCCUCUCUUUGUUAUGUAUGGGUUGUAUAAUACAAUAAACUUGUUGGAUUGUGUCUGUUUUUGCUCCUUGUUUGGCAUUGAAAUCAAUACUGAUGAUUUAUGAUGUUUCGACUCUUCAAUUUUAAAAAUCUUUACAAUA
Molecule: messenger RNA, 2357 nt
Organism: Gossypium arboreum
Lineage: Eukaryota; Viridiplantae; Streptophyta; Magnoliopsida; Malvales; Malvaceae
Product: inactive LRR receptor-like serine/threonine-protein kinase BIR2
Exons: 1
Coding region: 171-2174 (667 amino acids)
Biological process (GO): protein phosphorylation
Molecular function (GO): protein binding; ATP binding; protein kinase activity
Source: RefSeq, a predicted model, not a curated record